Molecule: messenger RNA, 1743 nt
Organism: Penicillium soppii
Lineage: Eukaryota; Fungi; Ascomycota; Eurotiomycetes; Eurotiales; Aspergillaceae
Exons: 3
Coding region: 1-1743 (580 amino acids)
Source: RefSeq, a predicted model, not a curated record
AUGCAAGGUUCAAUUGAAACUUUCUAUUUUGUGGUCCCCGGCCUCUAUGAUGUUCCCAUCAAUGUGUUGCUCUCCCGCGAUCAAUUUGCCACAGGGACAGAUGACUGGGAUGGUCACAUUCUCACAGCCAAAGAACUGGCCAUCCUAGAUCUGAUCAACACCUUCACCGACCGACCGAAUUGGCAACGCGCUAUCUUUGACCAGCAAUUUAUCGCUCAAUGGCGAGAAGACGCCGUUGAAUCGUCCUCGCUGAUCAAUGACAAAACGUGGGACUGGUGCUUGCAAGAGUUGCAAGACAAGGCUAGACAAUUCGAGCGAGAUGGCCGCUUAGUUAUCUUCAACACUAGCAGCGGUGUCUAUAAAUCCGAUACGGCAAUCUCUUCCGAUCUGAAGUCGCAGCUGUCGAAUUCUGUUGAUCUUUUAUCUCAUCAAGCCAAUCGGCAUAAGUCAGAGUCAGCUAUAGUUUAUCUCGUCGACCAAUCUUUGUUUCCUCUUGUUUAUGGGAGAACGAAAGUCCUAGUCGGAGGACAAUCUUGUGGAAUAGAUGAGAAUUCCUGGUCGUCACGCAGUAAAGAGGGCCCAAUCGUUACGGAACUCCCACAACUAGUGAAACAUGGCUCAAUUUGGUCAUGGUACGGCGGUCAAUAUAUUUGGUCCUCGAAAUUUCAGUGGCUACCAUCUGAAGUGGAAUUCACUGGUCCCCCUAGGUCUACGGAUGUUCGGACAUCGUCUUACAUUAACAAUCUUCAUCCGACGAACCGCGAGAUGUACUCCGCAAUCGAGGCCGUGAUCUCCGGCAGCAUCAAGCAGUGGAAUGAGAUUUUGAAGAACACGAUUAGCGGAUCCCAGGGGUAUUGCAUCUCCUGUCCUCGUGAACCUAUACGAAUCCGCACUUACGGAGUCGAGUGGAAAGCUCAGUUACCUGAAUGGGCGAAAAAGUUACCCCACGAGGAAGACGAGGGCAAACUCUCUGCGGAGAAAUACGAAGCCAUGUUUGCUCAAGUGCAGGCGUACCUUCAGAAACCUGAAUCUAACAAUAAGGUAUACUGGGAUAAGGUCAGAACGCAAAGAAUUCCGGAGGAUUGGAAGGACCGCUGGGGGCUGCUUGACGCAGUCUUGGCCAAGUAUGCAUACACCUUCGUCUUUGAACACUCGGACCCAGGAACCGCGUACUCAUAUCAGGACUGGAAAGCAGGGAGGACCAGGAAAGCAAUCGUUGGCCCGGCGCACCACGAGCACGUUUCCAGGACGGAUCAUGAACUGUUCAAAUUCCUUUACUCAAACCCUUGGUUGGAACCCUACGAAUGGAUGUAUAAGCCAAAGGAAGAGGACGUUGAUGAUCACCAGUUUUACACGGUUGUAUUACAGGAUGAGUUUCGAGAACAGGGUCUCCAGGUUGUCGUCCGGAUUCACAGCAUCGAGCUAGACCCUGAAACGCCAUCGUUCCCUGGCGAGGAGUGGCACACCGAAGGAAAUGCAAACGAACGUAUAGUCGCCAACUCCAUCUACGCGCUUGAUUUGGAAAACAUGUCUGAGCCGCAAGUUAGCUUCCCGCAGAGGUGUAGACUAGGGGAUCGUACCUGGGUCUACGAUCAAAUCGGCGCCGAGGAUCCAGAUGACGAGGAAAGCGAGAAAGAUGACUUGAUCCUACCACAUGCCCUAUGGGACGUCAAGUAUAUAGGAAGGCUUUUCGGAUUCGAGGAAAUUCAAUAUACUCCGGCCUGGCAACAACUGGGAAAGUGA